Molecule: messenger RNA, 699 nt
Organism: Propithecus coquereli (Coquerel's sifaka)
Lineage: Eukaryota; Metazoa; Chordata; Mammalia; Primates; Indriidae
Gene: RNASE10
Product: ribonuclease, RNase A family, 10 (non-active)
Exons: 1
Coding region: 12-659 (215 amino acids)
Molecular function (GO): nucleic acid binding
Source: RefSeq, a predicted model, not a curated record
CUCCAGGCAAAAUGAAGCAGAAUCUGGUGCAGGUGUUUUUCAUGCUGCUGCUGCUACUGCUGGGCCUGGGGGUGGGCCUGGGCCUGGGGCUUCAGAUGGCUGCAGCAGUCCUGGAGGACAGUGAUCAGCCACUGAAUGAAUUUUGGUCCAGUGACUCACAGGAUGAAGCUAAAGCCACUGAGAGAGAGGGUACCCAAAUGACAGAAACCCUGGUGCUUAGCAACAAAGGAGUGGUGCAACCUGUCUGGCCAGAAGAGACCAUCCUCGGUGAAGAUGAGGUUGAAGGAAACAAGAUGCUCAGAGCUGAGGCUCUCUCUCAGAGCAACAAAGACUAUCUCCAGCUUGACCUCACAGCUAGGGAAUGCAAUGCCAUGAUGGCACACAAGAUGAAGGAGCACAAUCAGACCUGCAUAAAUGAGUACACAUUCAUCCACGAGGAUCCAAAAACAGUCAAAGCUGUCUGUAACAGCCCUGUUGUUUCCUGUGAGCUCAAGGGGGGCAAAUGUCACAAAAGCUCCCAUCCUUUUGAUUUGACACACUGUAAGUUGUCCAAAGCAGGCCAAAUCACUCCUAACUGCAAUUACCUGACUUUCAUUAUGGAAAAGUUUGUUGUUAUAAGCUGUAAUGACAUGAAGCUCCAGUUAACACCUGGACAAUGAAACAAUCCAUCCUUUUUCUCUCUUCACCUUCUCCUCUUCC